Molecule: messenger RNA, 816 nt
Organism: Oncorhynchus gorbuscha (pink salmon)
Lineage: Eukaryota; Metazoa; Chordata; Actinopteri; Salmoniformes; Salmonidae
Product: ryanodine receptor 2-like
Exons: 11
Coding region: 1-816 (271 amino acids)
Biological process (GO): calcium ion transport
Cellular component (GO): Z disc; sarcolemma; sarcoplasmic reticulum membrane
Molecular function (GO): ryanodine-sensitive calcium-release channel activity
Source: RefSeq, a predicted model, not a curated record
AUGGCUCCUCUGUACAACCUACCCAGGCACCGGGCGGUCAACCUGUUUCUACAGGGAUAUGAGAAGUCCUGGAUUGAGACUGAGGAGCACUACUUUGAGGAUAAGCUCAUAGAGGACCUGGCUAGACCUGGAGGAGAGGAGCCUCCUGAAGAAGAUGAGGGAGCCAAGAGGAUCGACCCUCUUCAUCAGCUCAUACAGUUAUUCAGUAGGACGGCCCUGACUGAGAAGUGUAAGCUGGAAGAGGACAUUCUCUACAUGGCCUAUGCUGACAUUAUGGCUAAGAGCUGUCAUGAUGAAGAGGAUGAGGAUGGAGAGGAGGUGAAGACUUUUGAAGAAAAAGAGAUGGAGAAACAGAAGCUGCUAUAUCAGCAGGCCAGGUUACACGACCGAGGUGCUGCAGAGAUGGUGCUGCAGACUAUCAGCGCCAGCAAAGGUGAGAUGGGUCCCAUGGUGGCCUCUACUCUGAAGCUGGGGAUAGCUGUCCUCAAUGGAGGCAACUCGACUGUUCAGCAGAAAAUGCUGGACUACCUGAAAGACAAGAAGGACGUGGGCUUCUUCCAAAGUCUGGCUGGUCUGAUGCAGUCGUGCAGUGUUCUGGACCUGAAUGCGUUUGAGCGCCAGAAUAAAGCAGAGGGACUGGGCAUGGUGACAGAGGAGGGAUCAGUCAUCACUCAUGAGCGUGGAGAGAAGGUGAUCAGGACGAGCUCACCUUUGACAGUUCCGCUUGCAGCUGCUCUGGUUAUCACAACUCAGGUGAGCGGUCAACAUCAGCAUUCUCACCAGACUACUGUGGUCACUAGAACCUUUGUAGUCUGA